This is a messenger RNA of Ziziphus jujuba (common jujube), 955 nucleotides long. RefSeq lists its product as uncharacterized. NCBI's taxonomy places the organism in Eukaryota, Viridiplantae, Streptophyta, Magnoliopsida, Rosales, Rhamnaceae. The coding region runs from base 95 to 955 and encodes 286 amino acids. The record is from RefSeq and is a predicted model, not a curated record. The transcript has 5 exons.
UCCUUUCUCUCUUUUUCUCUGUCUCUCCUGUUCAUUAACACCUCUCCUACUUCUAUUAAUUUAUUGUCAUCUUCAUUUAUCUUUCUGAAACAUAAUGAAAUUCGAAGAGUUUCUAAUGCAGAGAAGUGAUAAUCAGCAGAGAAGACUCGCACUCGAGGAUGAGGUUAUGAAAUUGCAAGCAGAAUUAGAUGGGGAACAAACGCUCCACAGCAUUUUGCAUUGUGCAAUUAAUGGCCCCGUGCUAUCACAUCCAUUUCCUUUCUCGUUUCUUCCUCGUCAGGUUCAGAUGCUACUUGCUGAGCUAGCAAUGGUAGAGGAAGAGAUUCUUUGGCUGGAAAGAAAAGUUGAAGAACUGAAACUGAAGUUGUACCAAGAAAGGUCACAGAAUAGAGAAUGGGAAAUGCGACAGCAGGAACAACCAAGGAGGCUAUGGAAACAGAAUCAUUUAGUACUAUGUGAAGAAGGAAAUCAGUCUUCUUCGUUAGUUGUCGGUGAACAACGAUGUAGAUCACAGAAUUAUGAAGUUUUGAAGAAAGAGAGAAUGGCAGGAGAUAGAAGAUCAUCAAUGGGUUCUGCAUCAGAGAUACAGAGUUGGUUUUCUAAUUACAGGUCCAAUGGAGAAAUUGCUGAGAUAUCAAGGAGAUCAAGCGGAAGAAGUAGAAAUCCACAUGGAAAAAAAGAUAACGAAAAUGGAAUUCAGAGACCAAAUGAGCUGUCAGAAGAAUUGCUGAAAUGCUUAAUAUGCAUAUUUCUUGAACUAAAUGAAACAACAUUAUUAGACAAAGAAGGAUCAGCCGGUGUCCCAAAGCUGAGCCUUUCCUGCAUGAAUUCAAAAGGGUUUAUGGCAAAAACCUCAUUGAUCAGUUGCAAAUCACCUGCAUUUAACAUUGACCCUCGAGACCGUAGCCCACCACUGAGCCCGACGGGGGUGCGGGGGCAGCGCCCCCGCGUAUGA